Messenger RNA from Chara braunii, 3294 nucleotides. The record is from the annotation of a GenBank genome assembly. NCBI's taxonomy places the organism in Eukaryota, Viridiplantae, Streptophyta, Charophyceae, Charales, Characeae.
GGGAUCAAUCUUCCAGGUCAUCGUCGAAAAGUGUGGUGAAGCGAUCUGUUCUUGAUUAGUAAUCUGUCGACGACCAUCGCCAGGAAGUCGUAGUCAUAACUCUUCGGCUUCGGGGUCGAGUGAGUGUACACGUGUCCUUUCUUCCAUCUUUGAGCGGGAGCGGGAACGGAAGGAGAGUGCGCAACAACAUGGCCGGUAUCGCGAGGAUGGCGGCGAUCGGCCAGCCGCACGUGGGAGUGGGAGGGUCUGAGUGUCUGGCGAGCUCGCGGUCGCGGCUGCGGCUGCGGCGCGGCUGUUCCGCGGAUCGCGAUCUCUACUCCAGCAUCUUCUCGUUGUCCAACUCGCCGGCGCAAGCUGCGCUCGACGUGUCGGGGCCCUUGUCGCUGUCUCCCGCUCUUCCGACCAGGUGUGCGCUCGCCACCACCCCGCGGCUGGGGCAGUCCGUGUUCCUUGGACGGUCAUUCCGCGAGUCGCAAUCUGACGACGUAAAGGGAAAGAAGAAGGCGGGGCGGACUGUUCCGCGCAAGGGGGGGGAGGGGAGAAUUUCGCGGGUGGGAGUAACACCGGUUGCGAGCGCAGCUGCAGCUGCGGACGCCGCCGCCGAUUCUGGAACAGGCGCAACGGAAGCGCUGCCCGAAGCCGACGACGCGAAUGCGGCUGCCACUCCAGAGAAGAAGAUCGCCAGCACGUUAAUGCUCGGGGCUUUGUUCGGUCUUUGGUACCUUUUCAACAUCUACUUCAAUAUUUAUAACAAGCAGUUGCUGAGAAUUUUGCCACUGGCAGUUGCCCACUUAUUGGGAAAUAUGUUAACAAAUGUCAGCCUUGGGAAGGUUUCGGUCUCCUUUACACAUACGAUCAAGGCGUUGGAGCCAUUCUUCACCGUCCUCCUUUCUGCCCUCUUCUUGGGAGAGUUCCCGAAGCCAUUAGUUUUGGCCUCCCUCGUUCCCAUUGUUGGUGGUGUCGGUCUCGCCUCCAUUUCAGAAGAGAAAGCGCUUGACAACAUCAAUCUAUUUUCGAUCAUCACUAUUUUAGCAUGUGUUCUCGUGCUGCCGAUCGCAUUCUUCACUGAGGGAAUCAGGCUGACACCGGCUGCCAUCAGCGCUGCAGGGCUAGAUGUCGGUCAAAUUUUGACCAGGACACUUAUAGCGUCCAUUUGCUUCCAUGCGUACCAGCAGGUUUCGUAUAUGAUUCUGGCGAAAGUGAAUCCCGUCACCCACUCGGUAGGAAACUGCGUGAAGAGGGUGGUGGUAAUUGUGAGCUCCGUCAUUUUCUUCCAGACGCCUGUUUCGCCCGUCAAUGCUCUCGGAACGGCGAUCGCAUUAAUGGGAGUUUUCUUGUACUCGAGAGUAAAGGCAGCGGCAAAACCAAAGAAAGCGUAAUUUACAGCAAAAUGCUUUGCGUUGCUUGAUUUCUCACAUCUCCCAUUCUACGUAUGUCGCCGGGCCCGGGUGGUUCCACUCCAUUCCCCUUUGGGCUUUGGCAUCCUCCACAUGGUCCCCCUUAGGGUAGCUCCCUCCGUUCCCUUUCAAUUUCAAUUUCCAUUUCCAUUUCCAUUUCAUUUACGGUUGCUGCGAUUCUGUCCCCCCCUUUCAAGUCCUGAAGCAUCGUUUUUUCGUUUGCCAGCGGCAGUUGGCUUUUUGUGCAGAACGAGGGCUUUUUUGUUUUGUUAGCUUUGUCCAUCCGCUCACGCUGUGAUGGGAAUCUUUCCACGUCGUCUCCAUAACUUCUCAAGUUUCCACGGCCUUUUUUUUUUUUUUUUUUUUUUUUUUUUUCCCCUUCCCCUACUUUUUGACUUUUCCCUUUUUUACUUUUUUCAAAGCGUUUCAUUGUCCUUCCCCCGCCCCCCCCCCCUCCCCCCCCCUUUCCCAAUAGCAUAGCAUUUGGCUACCUGCUGCAAUGAGGAAGGAUGUUCUUCCUGUUUACAGGCACUCCCAGGUUGGGUCGCUACAGCCUCAGUUAUAGUUUUUAUAUGAUUAUAUCCUGUUAUUGUAGAGUAGCAAGGUAUGUAUGAAAGCUGCUAUGAACAAAGAGUAAGAUAUUAACAGUAGUUUUAAAUAACUUAUUCUUAGUAGUUAUUAGUUAUUAAUAAGCAAACAAGAGUUUUAAAGAAAAGAAAAGGGGGAGGGGCGGGGGGGAGGGGGAACAGAGGGGAAAAUGGCCUUGCCUUCCAUCAUUUUCCAUGUGGAAGUGUCUCUUGGACUGUCUCCCCUUAUGCACCAUCAGAGGAGGACAAGUGAGUUAAAAUAAAAGAAGCAGAAAAAAAAAGGUCUUUUUUUUUUCUUACUAAGAAAAAAGAAAAGUUUUUGACUCUGGAGAGGAGAAAAUGUCAGGAAGCAUGUUGCACGGCGACCCUUCCGACUUAUUCACCAUUCUGGGUGGAGAAGAAGGGAGUAUGAGCUGAGGGAUGGGGAGAGGGUAGUAGGCAGUCAUAUAUAUAUAUAUAUAUAUAUAUAUAUAUGGGUUCAGCCUCCUGAUGAGUCGGUGAAACUCCGACGAAACAGUUUGUCACAGCCCCUCGUUUGUUGUCCUCUUCUCUCUCUCUGCCUACGGUUUUACCGGGCAGUUCUGUUUGUGACGAUAUAUAUAUAUAUAUCUAUAUCUGUGCUAGCUAAUCAUCUGUUGAAGUCAGCCAGCCAGCCAAAAUGAAUUUUGUCUCUUUUUAUUUUUUCUUUUGCUCGUGCUAGCGAUGUAGAGGAGGCAGGUAAUGGUCUGUCUCCCUUUUUUUUUAAUAUGUUUUUUAACUUUUUUUACGGGAGGGGAGGAGCGGGAAGGGCCCAUCUUUCUGUGAUCUUCUUCUUCAGAGGUUCACUGAAGAAGGAUGCACAAUGCUGACCCCAAGUCUUCUUAUCUAUUUUUGGCACUUGCUCUGGCGGGAAAAGUUUUUAAUACUACGUGUUUUUUUUUACUAACCUUUUAGCACAAAGCCGAGCGCGCCCCUGUAGUCUUCUCAUCGAUUUUUGGCUCUUUCUCUUGCAGAAGAGUUUUUGAUACUUCUUCUUCUUUUUUUUUUUCUUUUUUUUCUUUUUUUUUCGGCGUGAACAAUUUCACACUCCAAUAAGCCGGUUCUCUCUUUUCGAGUGUCUUACCCUCCGUAGUUCAGCAGGAAAAACAUGUUUUGUGCAAAGGGAAUGCCUCUUUGCCAUAGGCCUGCACAGAGUAUGGCGCAACCGGUGGUCGGGGCGAGAUUUCUUCUUCGUUUUCUUGAUUGCGGUUUGUUUAUAUGCGGAUCCUUAUUGACGCUCGCUACGGGUAUCCGUGCGAGAGCAUCUACGUUAACAAAAACGGCUCCAGUUC